Messenger RNA from Ectocarpus sp. CCAP 1310/34, 3400 nucleotides. Lineage: Eukaryota; Phaeophyceae; Ectocarpales; Ectocarpaceae. The record is from the annotation of a GenBank genome assembly.
UAGCCGAGCUGUGAGACCGUCGUAGCAGCACGGCAUGGUGAGGAUCUCGGGGCGGCUGAGUAGAUCGCGGAGCUUGUCGGCGGCGCUGCUGGUCUUCACCGAAGACAUGGUCAUUCCAACGCCUGCCUUGGAAAUGGUGUGUCUGCUGCUGCAGCAGCCGCCAUGGUGCACACGGUCAAAGGGCAGCGAACCGCUCGUCAAUGUAGAAGGGAAGAAGGCGUCCACCGUGAGUGCGCAGAUGGAGACGAGCACCAGCUGGAGCGGCAGGUCCCGCGCGCGGUAUGCAAUCUUCCUCCCUCUUUUCUCGCAGUUCUCGGCGGCGCUCAGCGCCCUGAACGUCCGCGAGGAGGCCUCGUACCAGAUGAUACCAACAGCCUCUGGCAUGGGCGCUGUCGGUACGCCGGCUUGGGUCGUUAACGUCAGAGAGGAGAUCGGUCGUUCGCCGGCGUGGGAGGUCCUUUCUGAUCAGCUAUUUGAGCGGGUGUCUACUGUGCUCAAGUCGCAUGGCUUGGGACAUUUUUCGGACCUGUCUUCGCCGGAGCAGAUCACACUUCUUGAAGAAGCGCACCGCGACAUCAUGUCCGAGAACAACAAAGUGUACCAGGCAUUCGAGUCGCAGUUCAGCAAGUCCAUGGACGCAGAGAUCGCCAAGGAAGCCAGAGCGAGAGUUGUCCAGGACAGCGCGGCAAAUCGCGAAGGCACCGAGGAAGCCCAGUACCUCGACCACAUCCUAGACUCGGCGGCGGAAGGGGCGGUGUCCCUGCUGAGGGAGCUCCCCCGCGAACACCUAGGAAGCCUGCGCCUGAUGCUCAACCAAGCGGUCCCGUCCAAGGCGAGGCUGGACAUCUGGCGCCUGCUCCUGAAGCACACGGCGGUCCUCCUCGAGUCUGGGAGCGUUGCUUCGCGCCGCAUCCUCCCUCUCUCAAGCCGCAAUGUGGUGCUCAUGAAGACGGUGCUCAGCUAUCACCACGCGUGCAAGAUGACCAAGCGGGGACAAAAGGCCACGGCCAACAUCCCUGAGUCCUUCUUGCACUUCCUGGUGCCGUUGUGCGCAGUCAUUACGACAAAAUCCUCUUACUCCUCCUCUUCCAGCAGCUCCAACGCAGCGGCAACCACAACAACAGCAGCAGCGUCGAGCCUGAGAGAGCAGGAGAUCGAUGUUAUGAUCGAGAGGUUGGUUGAGAUGUUCGAGGGCGCCUUGGAGGCGGGGCUGGAAGGCUUGGUUGACCCGAAAGAGUUAUCGGGCGUCACCGGGGUGUCAGGCAGUGGGGCUGGAGGCGUCGCAACAACUCGAACCAAGAAAUCAGCGAGGUCUCCCAAGAUAGCCACUCUUGCUACGGAAACCAAGGAGAAUAGCGGGGACGGGCGUGGCGGCGCGGACAACAUUGUCCUCCCCGACUGGGUCAACAAAAGCUACGGCGUACUAGUGCCGGGGUUCCGUGGACUGCUCGAUCACGUGGCUCGCGUUCACCUGGGGCUGACCGUAGCAGCAGCUCCCUCGGAGGGAAACAAAGGCGAUAACGGUAAGACGGGGGACGGUCGAGUAAACACCGCCGACAGUAGUUCUUCCGCCGUCGGGGAAAGCGGAGCCUCGAAUGCUGCGACCGAUGAGCAGCAGCAGCAACCGCAGGAAAACCAGGAACAAGGACAGGACAGGACGACACCGCCACCAUCGCCCCGGCGGACCAGCUCAGCAACAAGCCGACGCGCAGCGCUCCUGCCGCAAGGGCAACCGAGCUCCGAGGCGCCGUCACUGGGGAAAGGUGCAGAUGGUGUCGAUAUGCCAUCCUCCAGCCGGACCGACUCCACCACCGACAGCCGCACCUCCGCCCCCCUGCCCGAAGUCACCGAGUCUCAAGCGCGCGUUGCGUUGUGGGCCCUCUUGGAACCCUUGGUGACCAUGGGCCUCGUUGGACACCUCGGGGCAGAUGCGUGUCUGUUCGCGUGGGACCAGGCGGUGAUCGCCGGGUUCGGCGUGAUGCUGCCCCGGGUAGCCGCGAUGGUUGUGGCCGCGGCUGCGGACAAGCUCGAAGCGUGCUUGACGUUCGCGGUGAUGUCGGAGGCCUUGCUUUCGCACGCGCACCUCGUUUCGACCCCCCAGCUGCAGGAGCUGAUGGAAGCACACUGCAUGCCCUUGAUUCGCAAGGAAAUGCGGGUGUCUCACAAACUGUGUCCGGAGAUAAUCGGACCAACCCUCAAGACUGCCACCGACAUACUUGACAGCGCGUACUCCAAGAGGACGAGAGAGGCGCAGGAGGCUCGAAAGGCGCACGUGGAGCACACCCUAGGCCCAUCCAGGGGCGGCUCCGUGCACCGGAGUCAAACCAAGGAGCGUAUCCAGCUCGAUCUGUCCCGAACAGCCGUGAGAGGGUCUUCUCGUGGCAGCAGCAACGACAGCAAUGCCAGUCUUGGGUUCGACGACGACGACGACGAUCGCAGUAACGACACGAAGGACAAGCCCAGGGCCUCGAAAGCCCGGGGAAACGGAGCACAAGGACGGGAGAAAGGAACGAGGCAGAGACGCGACGAAAGCCAAAGCAGCGGUGCCAAGAAGAACAUGUCGAGCAAUGCCCCCCCCCACCGAAACGGUUCACCAGGUCCCAAUGCUAUCGCCGAAAAUGAUGGGAAGGCGGGGGCCUCAAGAAGCGAAUUUACCCGCACCCGCACCCGCGGCAGGAAUGCCAGCAACGCGUUGGCGAGGACUAGUUCUGCUGCUGUUGAAGCCGAAGCCACAACCGCAUCGAAGAAAUUAGACGUCAAGAACACCAAGAAAGAGCUCUCGGCCGCCACCAAAUGGCAGGCGAGGGUCCGCAGUACGGGAAAGGACGACAACGAAGAUUACGAGAGCCAAACCGAAGGUAGCAGCCAGCAGAUUUCGAGCAACGACGGCGGCCAUAGCGAACAGCGUCAUGAUCAGAAGAGUCGAAGGAGAUCGAGAGGGAGGGGCACGUCGGAAAGCUACUCGCUAAACAGGGGAAACGGCGAGGGUAGCGAGAAGUCAGCGGUACGCUCGAAAGGCGAGCGCCGAAACUCUCGGUCGAGACGAGCGUCUGCAGCGGAAAGUAGCAAUCUUUCUGAGGACGAGCGGAGCAUGACGGUUGACGGCCAGUCCGGAAACAAAGGUGGAAGGUCUCCGACGAUGUCUACGUCAGUUGUAAAGGUUCGCGUCAGCGACCGUGGCAAGGACAAGAAGAAACAAGACGGAAAAGGAAAACAGUUGGCACCUGCCGAUGAUGGAGGGGAGAAAGUGAUACAGCUGUCCGAACGGGCAAAGGCGGAUAAUAAGACCAGCAGUAGCAGGAGGACAGUAUCGCGUUCCCACGAGAGAAGCAGCCAACGGGACGGAUAUACGAGGAGGGAGACGAACCAGGGUGAACUGGCAUACAGUUUCUUAUGCUAG